AUGUCGGAAGGUCAUCCCUCAAACGAUGAUGCUGAAGAUUUCAAAGAACAAGACCGAUUCUUGCCAAUAGCUAACGUAGCACGUAUUAUGAAACGCGCCUUACCGGAGAACGCAAAGAUUGCCAAGGAAGCAAAAGAAUGCGUUCAGGAGAGAACACGUGUUUUUGUUAAAUUCGAGUUUCGUAGCGAAAGUUCUUAUUUAUUAGUCGAAAUACGUUGUUAUUAUGUCCUUGACUACGUUCUUGUUGUUACGGCUAGUGAUCGCUGUCAGCAGGAGAAAAGGAAAACUAUAAAUGGUGAAGACAUUUUGUGGGCAAUGCAAUCAUUAGGUUUCGAAAACUAUGCUGACGUUUUAAAGAUUUAUUUGGCGAAAUAUCGAGAGACUGUUAAACUAGAGCGAUCGUCUGCAGGCUCGAAAGAUAAAGACGAUGAUGGACCGUACUAUCCUGGUAUGCCAUCAGUCACUGGUAUACAAGACAUCGAACGGCUAUAA
Paraglomus brasilianum is the source of this 492-nucleotide messenger RNA. The record is from the annotation of a GenBank genome assembly. Lineage: Eukaryota; Fungi; Glomeromycota; Glomeromycetes; Paraglomerales; Paraglomeraceae.